This is a messenger RNA of Eimeria tenella, 501 nucleotides long. RefSeq lists its product as uncharacterized. NCBI's taxonomy places the organism in Eukaryota, Apicomplexa, Conoidasida, Eucoccidiorida, Eimeriidae. The coding region runs from base 1 to 501 and encodes 166 amino acids. The transcript has 2 exons. The record is from RefSeq and is a predicted model, not a curated record.
AUGCCCUUUCGCGUUACUAAGCCUCGAGGGGUGGCGACGAAGGUCAAUUGUAGUGCCUGGCACUACAACUUCCUUCCUGCUAACGAACAGAAACCGCUUGCCGGUUUUUUAGGUUCCGGCCCUUCUCUUCUCCUCAUUCUCUCCGUUCCUCACGCUUCACAACAAUCUCGGAACGUCCCACACCUGGCAGAGUCUUGGAUUGUAAGGUGCUCCUGCACCCCUUCCCCCCCUUCCCAGGACGAGAACGGGCGGGCGAACGCGUAUAAAGAGGAAGGGCGAGAGCAGCGGAAAGGGAAGAAGAAGAAGAAGAAGAAGAAGAAGAAGAAGAAGAAGAAGAAGAAGAAGAAGAAGAAGAAGAAGAAGAAGAAGAAGAAGAACGUCGUCAGGAUGGAUGGCGUUUGCGCUGGCGGCGCGGCCACGCCCGAAGUAAGGCGGGACACCCUGCCAAAUGAUGUGCGGGUUCCCAUGUGGCCCUUUCCUCGGGAACACCCCGCCACUUAA